Vombatus ursinus (common wombat) is the source of this 5654-nucleotide messenger RNA. RefSeq names its product RAC-gamma serine/threonine-protein kinase. Gene Ontology annotation, biological process: protein phosphorylation. The record is from RefSeq and is a predicted model, not a curated record. Bases 116 to 1555 code for a protein of 479 amino acids. Gene Ontology annotation, molecular function: protein serine/threonine kinase activity; ATP binding. Lineage: Eukaryota; Metazoa; Chordata; Mammalia; Diprotodontia; Vombatidae. The transcript is spliced from 13 exons.
GCUGAGUCAUCACUAGAGAGUGGGAAGGGCAGCAGCAGCAAAAGAGAAUCCAAACCCCAAAGCUGAUAUCUCAAAGUAUCUUUUCUUGAAGUUGAGGGCUCAGAGGGGAGCCAUCAUGAGCGAUGUUACCAUUGUGAAAGAAGGUUGGGUUCAGAAGAGGGGAGAAUAUAUAAAAAACUGGAGGCCAAGAUACUUCCUUUUGAAGACAGAUGGCUCAUUCAUAGGAUAUAAGGAGAAACCUCAAGAUGUGGAUUUACCUUAUCCCCUUAACAACUUUUCAGUGGCAAAAUGCCAACUCAUGAAAACAGAACGACCAAAGCCAAAUACAUUUAUUAUCAGAUGCCUCCAGUGGACCACUGUUAUAGAACGAACAUUUCAUGUGGAUACUCCAGAGGAAAGGGAAGAAUGGACAGAAGCUAUCCAGGCUGUAGCAGAUAGACUUCAGAGGCAAGAAGAGGAGAGGAUGAACUGUAGUCCAACUUCACAAAUUGACAAUAUAGGAGAGGAGGAAAUGGAUGCUUCUACAACUCAUCAUAAAAGAAAGACAAUGAAUGACUUUGACUAUUUGAAACUGUUGGGUAAAGGCACUUUUGGGAAAGUGAUUUUGGUUCGAGAGAAGGCAAGUGGAAAAUAUUAUGCUAUGAAGAUUUUGAAGAAAGAAGUAAUUAUUGCAAAGGAUGAAGUGGCACAUACUCUAACAGAAAGCAGAGUAUUAAAAAACACUAGGCAUCCCUUUUUAACAUCUUUGAAAUAUUCCUUCCAGACAAAAGAUCGUUUGUGUUUUGUGAUGGAGUAUGUUAAUGGAGGAGAGCUGUUUUUCCAUUUGUCGAGAGAGCGGGUGUUCUCUGAGGACCGCACACGCUUCUAUGGUGCAGAAAUUGUCUCAGCUUUGGACUAUCUACAUUCUGGAAAGAUUGUGUACCGUGAUCUCAAGUUGGAAAAUUUGAUGUUGGAUAAAGAUGGCCACAUAAAAAUUACAGAUUUUGGACUUUGCAAAGAAGGGAUUACAGAUGCAGCUACAAUGAAGACAUUUUGUGGUACACCUGAGUACCUUGCACCUGAGGUAUUAGAAGAUAAUGACUAUGGCCGUGCAGUAGACUGGUGGGGUUUGGGGGUUGUCAUGUAUGAAAUGAUGUGUGGAAGAUUACCAUUCUACAACCAGGAUCAUGAGAAACUUUUUGAGCUAAUACUAAUGGAGGACAUUAAAUUUCCUCGAACUCUUUCUUCUGAUGCAAAAUCCUUACUUUCAGGACUCUUAAUAAAAGAUCCAAAUAAACGCCUUGGUGGAGGUCCAGACGAUGCAAAAGAAAUUAUGAGGCAUAGUUUCUUUGUUGGAGUAAACUGGCAAGAUGUAUAUGAUAAAAAGCUGGUACCUCCUUUUAAACCUCAAGUAACGUCUGAGACGGACACCAGAUAUUUUGAUGAAGAAUUUACAGCUCAGACAAUUACAAUAACACCGCCUGAAAAAUAUGAUGAGGAUGGUAUGGACUGCAUGGACAAUGAGAGACGGCCACAUUUCCCACAGUUUUCCUACUCUGCAAGUGGACGAGAAUAAUCCUCUUGAGUUCUGCUGCAUCACUGUCAUCCUAGGUUUAUUAUAAAAAAUGAUUCCUGGGCAUCACCACCAGUACUAGCUAUUCGCCAAGAUAGCAGGAGCACUUUCAGACGUCGUCCCAAAUUGAACGAGAUCCUUCAUCCCUCUCCCCACUUUUCUCUUCACCCCUGCCCUACCCUUAUGCCCCCUCCAUCCCUCUCUUACAAACAUUCUCACAGGCACGCACACACACAAAGAGACACAAACACACUUGCCUUUUUGUUUUUGCAUGAAAUUUUAUCUCAGUCUAAGGUCUCAUGCUAUUGCUGCUACCGUCUCACUAUUAUAGCAACUUUAAGAAGUAAUUUUACAAUCUUUGGAAGUCAUGAGUCCUCCGUUGUACAUUUGUGCACCAAUUGUCAUCUUUUGUUUUUCCCUCACCUCAGAGGUUAAAAAAGAGAUAAAUUGGUUAUAGAUGCAUUUCUUAACUUUCUAGAAGGUGAAUCAGAAUAUUAAUUAGACUAAGAAGACUUAGUUCCUAACGUUUUCUUGCAUCUGUUUGUGCUGGUCCAAAUAAGCAAUUUGGAGAGGGUGGUGAUGUGCUUAUGCAAAGCUUGGGUUAGGGCAUAUAAGUACUUGAAGCAGGUAUAUGUCAUUAACAUCUGGCUGGAAUUCAUUUGGAAAGCAUUUGAGCAAAGGACUUAACUGUUGAUAUAUAUACAUAUAUGCAUAUAUAUGUAUAUGUAUAUAUAUAUAUACACACACACACAUACACACACACAUAUGUGUUUAUAUAAAUUCCUGUUGGCUACUACCGAAGAAGUAGAGGGGCUCGAGUUGCCCAGUGUCACACUUAGACUUCCAGAUUUCAUGUGCAAUCAUGGACAAGUGAGCGUCACACAGCCAAGAAAUGAAGGCGGCAUAAACUCAGCAUUGUUCAAGUCGCUUGAAGGGUCUAAUGAAAUGAUUUGCACCAGAGAGCAUUUUUCCAUGUGCUUGAUAUUUUAAAUUUUUUUUCCUUCUUGAUGUACAUCACUCCUGAUGGCUAAAGAAUGUAGACAGGCGUAGGGAUCCUGCUCUUCACCAAAACUUGUGCACCAAGAGAAACAGGUGUUUGCCUUCCAUGUUUUCACUUUUACUUUGUUUUAUGUUAAUUAUCUUUUCACAAAUGUUAAGAUCUUUGAAUGUCCUUUGGGGUUGGUUUUGUUUAUAUUGCAGUAGUAUUUAUUUUUUAGUGAUGAAGAUUGCGUGUGUCCUCCUAGCAGAUACAGCUACAACUUACAUAGAUUAGGCUUACAGCAGUUUAGUUUGUCCUACAUGCAAAGGAAUGUACAAGCUGAUGAGAAUCAUGCACUUUUUUCUCCUAUGUGGACAUUUUGACAAGGCUCUGAAAUUGUAUACGCUGCAUAGAAAUUGGCUUCAGGGGAAGAGAUACUGUCAUUUAACCCUUGGUGCUGUAAAUGGAGAGAGCCCAAAUACCAGUGCCAGGGAGUUAACAAAACAAACGAAUGUUUUUGCUCCUUUGAGAAUUAAUGUAUUAUGAAAACCAGGCAGCAGAAUAGAAACGAUGGUCUGUUUUGGGUGAAGGAAAUGCUUUCAAGUGGUUUGACACCAGAAUGAGGAUGAGAAAAGCACUUUACUUGGCACACUGAACAUGAAGAGGACUGAUUGAAGAAACCACCGCUAACAUGUACCAAGUAGGAAAGAAAGGGUAAGAAAACCCAGCAUGACUGGGCAGAUCAUGGUACAUUAAUCACUGAAUUGUCAUCAGGGAAAAAAAAAAGAACACCUCCAAGUUUUCUUUUUCUGUAUAUACUCAUGUCCCCAAACCCCAACAUUUCUUACUGAAUGGGGCAUGUAUGCAAACCUCAUCUUUCUCCUUUAUUAAUGAUCUUCAGAUUUAAACCCUCUGGUGCUAGGAGCUGAAGUUUUCCAUAGCAGCCUGUAAGGUCUAUGGGGCCAGAAAGCUGCUCUUAUUACUAGUAGAAGGAAAUCCUUGCUCCAUAGGAUUAUCAUUGAAGUAUUCUGGUUUCACUAUCUUAGCAGCUCCCACAGUGACAAAUGGCAGCAUUAUGUAGUACUAUGAUUGUGUUGUAUGAAAGAGCAAGUGACUUUUAGAUAGGAAAAAUAAUAUUCAUAUGCAGAUGUCUUAGCUGCUUGAUGCUGAAAGUGUGGAUUUAAUGUGAGACCACUGCUGGCAGUGGCUACACUGGGGCUGACAAAAGGGAUAAAGGGCAUUUUAUUAAGGCAGCUAAGACACAUUCAGAUAUAGACUUUAUUCUAAUUUUUCAUAUUUCUGAGUGAAGUUCAUAUUUAAUAUUAAGUGGGCAAUUAAAGUAAGAGAUAUCUCACUUUUGCUUAUACUUACGGAUUUCAUCUUUUUACUUGGUAAUGUAUUGAGUUUUCAUCUUUGGAAAAGAAAGUAGGAAUAGUGAGCACAUCCCAUAAGUUGUUUUGCACUCAUUACAUAAGAAAGUAUCAGAUGAGCCGAAGACAUGAGAGACGGGGACUGGCCGACUGACCAUUGUGAGCAUUUGCUCCUUUGAAAUGCCCUCUGUGGACCAACAGAAAGCCUAUCACCCAUAUGCAAGGCACAUCCAUUAGGUUUUUUGUUUUGUUUUGUUUUUUUGUUUUUAAAAUCUUGAGAUAAGUGUUCUUUGUGACCUUGGCACUGGACACUUCCUAAAGAUUAAUGACUGACUCUGACUGAACCCCAGGCCAUCAGCUUCUCCCAGCUGGCUUUUAAUCUCCAGCAAAUGGCCUGUGGUUCUCUCCCUAUGCUUAGCUACUCUGCUUUUGUAAUAGCAUAAUAAAGUUUGCAUUUUAGUUUGGUAAAAUAUUGGAAAGCUAUUUCAGGUUGAAUUUGAAAAAGGAUAAACUGUGUCCCACAUUGCUUUCAAGAAAACUGAUGACUUAUUCAGGACAAACAGAACAUCACUUGGUUUAGAGUUUGGGAAUCUCUGAUUUUGUGCCCCAAAUCUUCAUUCAGCUGGGAAAAGGGAUGAAAAUAAAAACAAAAUUGCAUUGUUGAAAAAAGAGAUUGGGGGAACUUGUAUUUGCUCACAACUGUAGUUUUAGAAUUCUGGCAGGUGAAAAGGCCUUGGGACCUGGAACCCUUCAGUCAGUCAUUGGACAUUUCAGAUGUGGUUGACUCCAGCUUGUACUGACUGUCACUAAGUGUGCCCUCUUGUACCACAGACAUCUUGGAGGAAGUCGGCUCUUUCUGUUUGGACUGGAGGCAUAUUUGCACACAGCUUUGCGUUCUACACUAACUGCAUCUUCCAACACAUUCCUGUUGCUUAAAGAACAUUAUUCCAGUAUUGUUUUCCAUUUCCCACCCCUGAUUUCUAGCUUCUUAAAGCUGACUCUUCUUGCAGGGGCCAUUGUGCUUCUCCUAGAGUACACAAGUAAGGUCCUUCCUUACUAACUGCAGGGUCUAUCUAUUACACCUCAAUGUACACACUUUGCUGCUACUGUUUGUACUGUCUACAGUAGAAUUUCCUUAUCUUGCUCCUGGUAGUGCAUUACAGGCAAGCAUGAAUUGUAAAGUAUUUAUUUAAAUAAAUAAAUAAACAACCAUAAAUGACACCUCUAAAUUGGUAAUUCAAUUACCUCCCUGUAGCUUUAGAGUUUGUGACAUUUCUUGACCUUGCUAGUUCUUUCAUUGGAUCCGUGCAAGAUCUAGUCAUCUGGUUAAGGAUUUUAAGCAGACGUGACUAUGAACCCAAGGAACUGUAUUACUCUCACUGUCGGUCAUACUUAAACUGUUUAUUUCCUUAAGUAUAUGACCCACAAGGAUGUGAAAUAACUACAAGAAACUGUUUUUGUACACUGUACAUCCUUAGUAUUUUUACACGUAUAUGAUAGGGAUGCACAUUAUUUUCCUUCGUACAGACAGCUUAAAUAAAGCACUAUGUCAAUAUGCUACUUCUCUGUUUAUUAUUGUUGGCUGUGGUCCUGGCUUUCUGAAAGGUGAAGGUGGAUAUUUUUCUGCAAAAAGAACAUUUUUUAUAGUUAUAUAGUAUUAACCACUGAAGAUUAGGCUCCUCUGUAAUAGAAAUGUGAUGGGAUGACAUGAAAUCCAUAUGUAAAUUAAAACAAACAACAAAUGAUUAUUUUA